CUUAAAAAUGGUAAAUUAGUUUAUUUUAGCUUGUCCUCUUUAAAAAUAUUUAGAACAUCCAAACCUGUUCGUAUUUCAUUCGACAUUUUAGGGAUUUAUGGCCAGGUGUGCCGGUGCACACGUGCAUGGCUCAGUUUUGUGUUAAUAUAUUAAUUCUGCUACCCAGAUGCAUCGGAAUCAUAAAUAGCAUACUAUCUUCGAUUUAAAGAUUAUACCAAAUGCGUAAUCUACUAUUUUGCCAUUUUCCAUAGAUGUCUUUAAACCCAGUCAGAGUACUUAAACAUGAAGCAGAAGAGGAGAAAGCUGAAAUAGCUAGAUUGAGCAGCUUUGUAGGAGCUAUAGCUAUUGGAGAGUUGGUAAAAGCACUUUGGGCCCAAAAGGAAUGGACAAAAUCCUUGUGUCAAGCGGCAGAAAUGCAGGCAGUGUUGAAGUGACUAAUGAUGGUGCUACAAUUCUUAAAGCUGUAGGUGUGAUAACCCAGCUGCAAAGAUUUUGGUUUAAUAUGUCAAGGUACAAGAUGAUGAGGUUGGAGAUGGAACAACAUCAGUCACAGUAUUGGCAUCUGAAUUACUGAAAGAAGCAGAGCGUCUAAUUGACCAGAAGAUACAUCCUCAGACCAAUUAUUGCUGGGUGGAGAAAAGCAACAGAUGUGGCUAAAACAGCACUAUAUAACAUUUCUAAAGACAACAGUGCUGAUUUAGCCAAGUUUCGUGAAGAUCUGAUGAACAUUGCCAGGACAACAUUGAGCUCAAAGAUAUUGAGUCAACAUAAAGAGCAUUUCAGCAAGUUAGCUGUUGAUGCUGUGUUGAGAUGAAAGGCUCAGGAGAUCUACAGGCUAUCCAAAUUAUUAAGAAGACAGGAGGUACUUUGGAAGACUCAUUCUUGGAUGAAGGUUUUUGCUGGAUAAAAACCAGGAGUUCACCAACCCCAACGGGUAGAAAAUGCUAAGAUCUUGAUAGCUAAUACUCCCAUGGACACAGACCAAAAUCAAAGUAUUUGGAUCACAUAUUAAGGUGGAUUCAAUGGCAAAGAUAGCAGAACUGGAGUCUGCAGAAAAGGAGAAAAUGAAAGAUAAAGUGAACAAGAUCUUGAAACAUGGAUGUAAUGUGUUCAUCAAUAGGCAGCUCAUCUACAAUUAUCCGGAACAGCUGUUUGCUGAUGCUGGUAUCAUGGCGAUAGAACAUGCUGAUUUUGAUGGAAUUGAGAGGCUGGCAUUGGUGACAGGUGGUGAAAUUGUGUCAACAUUUGAUGCACCAGAGACAGUACGACUAGGAAAAUGUGACCUUAUUGAACAGGUGAUGAUUGGCGAAGACAUACUGCUCCGCUUCAGCGGCGUGCUACUUGGUGAAGCGUGCACGAUCAUAAUCAGGGGCGCCACGCAGCAGAUCGUCGACGAGGCGGAGCGCUCCUUGCAUGAUGCGCUCUGCGUGUUGACAGCUACUGUCAAGGAGAGCAGGAUCAUCUGCGGAGGAGGUUGCGCGGAGACUGCAAUGGCGGUCGCUGUUACAAAAGCCGCCGCUACUACUCCAGGCAAAGAAGCAAUUGCAAUGGAAGCCUUCACUAGAGCUCUCCUCCAGUUGCCCACGAUCAUAGCAGACAACGCUGGUUUACGACUCUGCUCAACUGGUGAGCGAACUAAAGGCUGCCCACAACGCCGGCAAUAUACGACGGGUCUGAACAUGGACAAGGGUGAACUGGCGGACCUGCAAGCACAGGGAGUCACAGAAUCCAUACGUGGUGAGAGGCAAGUGCUGCAGUCUGCUGUCGAAGCUGCCGAGAUGAUCCUGCGCGUGGAUGACAUCAUCAAAGCGGCGCCAAGGAGGAGAACCGAAGACAGAGGAUUCUGCUAGGGUGUGUCUUGGCUACUUCAUCGAAUUGCGAUCUUCGUUACAUGUAUGCAACAUACUUUGAAAGUGUUGUGUAACCAUUUUUUUUUCACAUGCUAUUUGACUUACGUUUACGUCUUAAAUGUACCGUUUUAACCAUAUAGCACUAUGUAACCUGUUUGAUAAUGAAUUUCUCAUUAUUUAUAA
This is a messenger RNA of Acanthoscelides obtectus, 2033 nucleotides long. The record is from the annotation of a GenBank genome assembly. Lineage: Eukaryota; Metazoa; Arthropoda; Insecta; Coleoptera; Chrysomelidae.